AUGUUCGGAUUUCUUUGGUCAGCCUCUAGUUCUUCUUCAACAACAAAUAACGCUUGUUACUCUGGCUCCACUACAGCUGGCCACGUUCGAUACGCGAUGCUUAACGAGGAUGGGAGCUUAGGUCGACAGCAGAUGCCCUGGUAUUCACGUGUUUGGGCGGCGAUCACUUGGGUUAUCUUCACGCUGAUCUUACGUUGCGAUCAACCGGUUUAUGGGAUCGAAGACGGACGACUGGAUGAGGAUGGAACAAGAUCGCGAGUGAACAGUGCACACGAAGCCCUCGAAUUGAUCGACGAAGAGGCGGAAGUGGGAAAAGAGAAAGAACAAGAGGAAGCCGUGCAAGAGGAGAAAUUUAAUCGACCAAAGAGUGAGAAGAAAAAGGAGAAAUUCGGUCGAGGAAUAAGCUUAUUCUCAAAAGUGAAGAAACAGGUCGAAGAGCGAUUGGAGACGGCUCGAGCUUCGGAAACGCCGAAAAAAGCUGUCAGACGAGAAACCCUAACAAGUGAGGCGAGAAGCGAUCGUCUUCCAUCAACGUCAAGCACAGCCGGCCCUUCAACAUCGUCAUCAUUCCAAAGUCUCGUCUCAAAGGGAGUAAGUGCCGGAAAAGCGCUCAAAGAAACAAUACAGAAUCUAAACGAGCGAGGUGAUCGCUUGGAGGCAACAAGUGAUGCAACGGAACGAUUGGCCGAUUCAACCCGGGGAUACGCGGCCACUUCAUCGGCUCUUCUCGCGAAAUACAAAGGAAAGGGUGGACUCUUUGGA
Molecule: messenger RNA, 762 nt
Organism: Mesorhabditis belari
Lineage: Eukaryota; Metazoa; Nematoda; Chromadorea; Rhabditida; Rhabditidae
Source: the annotation of a GenBank genome assembly